AUGCGGUUCGGCAAGACGCUGCGGGACGCCGUCUACGCACCAUGGAAGGACAAGUACAUUGACUACACCAAGCUCAAGGCCCUGCUGCACGAGGACAAGGUCGACGACGACGGCGCCGUGCCUUGGACCGAGGAUGACGAGAAGCAGUUCUGCGACGAGAUCUUCAACGUCCAGCUCGAAAAGGUUGCCCAGUUCCAGCAGGAGCGUGUCGACGACCUGAAGCAACGAGUCGACGCCGCCUUUGACAAGCUUAAGGAGCUCGCGCCCACUCCCACAGCCACCGGGGGCGAGGGCGAGGGCGGCGAGGGCGGCGAGGGCGCUCCGGCACCACCGCCCAAGAGCGACGUCUCGACCGCGAGCCUGCGAGAGCUGGAGAAGGAGCUCGAUGACAUCACCAACGAGGUCAAGGAGCUGAAAAAGUACAGCAGCAUCAACUACACGGGCUUCCUCAAGAUUGUUAAGAAGCAUGACCGCAAGAGGGGCGACCGGUACCGCGUCAGGCCCAUGAUGCAGCUUAGCCUGGCGCAGCGGCCAUUCAACUCGGAGCAGGGCUACUCGCCGCUCCUCAACAAGCUGUCCAUCAUGUACUACGCCAUCAGGCAGCAGCUCGAGGGCGGAGACCAGGCGCCGCCCGACCUCGAGAGCCAGGGCGAGACGCAUAAUGUUUGGGUGCACCCGGAUAACCUCCUCGAGGUCAAGACUCUCAUCCUCCGUCGACUCCCGUCACUCGUCUACAGCGAACAGUCUGCCAAGGAGCUAGAUGCGGACAACUCGCCCGCCAUCACAUCCCUCUAUUUCGACAACAAAAAAUUCGAGCUGUACUCGGAAAAGGUCGACCGCCAAUCCGAGGCGUCUUCCCUGCGCCUGCGGUGGUACGGCCAGCUGAGCAGCCGGCCCGAGAUUUUCGUCGAGCAGAAGACGGCCGAUGCCAAGGGCAGCAGCAAGGAGUCCAAGUUCAGCAUCAAGGACAAGUGGGUGAAGCCGUUCCUCGACGGCGAGUACAGCAUGGAGAAGAGCGUGCAGAAGAUGGAACGGCAGGGUGUGCCCACCGAGCAGGUCGACGAGUACAAGGGCACGGUGGCCAAGAUCCAGGGCUUCCUGCAGGCAAAGAAGCUAUCGCCCGUGCUCAGGGCCAACUACGUCCGCACGGCGUUCCAGAAACCCGCGGACGACCGCGUUCGAAUCUCCAUCGACACCGACCUGGCGUUUAUCCGGGAGGACACGCUCGACAGCGACCGCCCCUGCAGGGACCCCAAUAACUGGCACCGCGCCGAGAUUGACGACUCCAACAUGACGUAUCCGUUCAAGAACAUCAACCAGAGCGAGGUGUCCAAGUUCCCGUACGCUGUUCUGGAGAUCAAGCUCAAGGAAGACGGUAACCGGAAGCGGCCGGCGUGGGUGGAGGACCUGAUGGCGUCCCAUCUCGUCCACCCCACGCCGCGGUUUUCCAAGUUUGUCCACGGCGUCGCCUCCCUGUUCGAGGACUAUGUCAAUAACCUGCCCUUCUGGCUCAGCGAUCUGGAAACGGACAUUCGCAAGGACCCGCAGAAGGCGUUUGAGGAGAAGGAGCAGCGCCGGGCGCAGCGGGCGGACGAUGUCAUGGCCGUGGGCAGCCUGAUCGGCAACGUCACAGGGUCCUACAAGGCCGCGCAGAGCUCGCCUGUGGGUAAGUCGUACCUGGCAGAUCGGAUGGCGGCCGAUUCGAGGGCGUCCAUGUCGCACUCGCUCCGGCGCCGAAGCACGCUGGCCAACGGCGAGGAGGAGGGCGAAUCGAGCAGCACCCAGCAGCCGCAGCCGGGUCGCGGCGGCUACGGCACUCUGUCGUCGGUGCUCCCGGGGCUGUCCCUGUCCAAGUACGCCAGGGCCAAGCGGGCGCAAAAGGUGCAGCUCCCCGAAGGCGUGGUCGAGCCGACCGAGUGGAUCAAGAACAUGGGUGAGCUCAAGGUUGAGCCCAAGGUGUGGCUGGCCAACGAGCGGACGUUUCUCAAGUGGCAGCACAUUUGCAUCCUCCAGGGCGGCCUGGCGGUCGGGCUGUACACGGCGGCGGGUAAGAACCUACUGGCCGAGGUGAUGGGCAUCGUCUACAUUGCCAUCGCGGCGUUUGCGGGCGUCUGGGGCUACUCGAUGAUGCAGGUGCGGAGGAACAUGAUUGUGGAGAGGAGCGGCAAGGACUUUGGCAACAUGUUUGGGCCGAUUGUCAUCAGCAUCGCGCUGAUGGCCGCGCUCAUCAUCAACUUUGUGUUCUCGGUAAGUCUGGCUAACAAACACGGGGCAGUAUCAAAAGGCGUUUGCCAAGAUGGGCGACCACGGCAACGGAACGGUGUUUGUGACGGACGAGCUGAGGUAGCGACGGGGCAGCGGCCUGUAUUCCUAAUCACGGCGGAGUCGUCUGGAGCGUCAGCAUUGCUUUUUGGAUGGGACGCGUGCAUGGUGUUUCUUGUGUAG
This is a messenger RNA of Purpureocillium lilacinum, 2445 nucleotides long. NCBI's taxonomy places the organism in Eukaryota, Fungi, Ascomycota, Sordariomycetes, Hypocreales, Ophiocordycipitaceae. The record is from RefSeq and is a predicted model, not a curated record.